AGUCAGACAGUGUUGCAAGUGUCUUGUGUCGCGUCUUUACAUUGCAAUGGACAGUUCGAAGUAUGUGCGUUUUUAUUAAUUCGGUUUUUAAUAUUAUUUUGCUACUAUGACGUCUCAUUGGUAUCAGUUGCUAGCAUUAUUUAUAGCAGCAUAUCCUUUAAGUAAUGGAAAAGCUACAGACAACGUUACAACAUUAUCGCCUCUCUUGGAUCUGUCACCGCUUUCUCCGUGCUCACCGGUUGGACCUGGUGAUGUGGAAUUUCAAACAGUGGACCUUAUAGCGGUUUAUCGACUAGAUCGGCCAGACACUACUGGAGUCACACUGGUGCAGGGUUCGCAGGAUCUCCAGAGAGCUUAUAGAAUCGGUGAUGGAACUAAUCUCACUUUACCACCUGAAAAGGUUUUACCAUUUGGUUGGCCUGAGCACUUCAGCGUGAUCGGGACAUUUAACGCGCACGGAUUACAAAGACCUUGGAGUUUGAUACGAGCACGAUCACGGAGCCUUCUGUUCUCCUUAACAUUGUUGCCAAACGUAAAGAAGCUCACGGUGUACGUACAGACGUCUCGUGUUGUCUUUGAUUGUCCUGAGCUUUUCUCACCUGGAUGGCAUAAAAUACAUGCAGCUGUGACUGAUGACACUGUGUACGUAGCAAUUGAUUGCAAAGAGUUAAUGCCAGAAAAAGUGAGAAAACAUGACUUCCGUAAUGCAACCACCGUGUCGAUAGUAUCUAAUGACGAUGGUACCCCGGCUCCGAUUGAUCUCCAAUGGUUGUCACUAAGCUGCAAUCGGUACAAUCUUACUAAGGACAGUUGCGAAGAAAUUGAAUUAUCUGAAUCGCUGACCGCGACUGCACCUUCACCGUUGAUAUCUCCCGAUUCGUCAACCAAUGUAUUUCCAAUGUCGACACUGGUUUGUAACGCUACUUGUCCUCCGGGACCCGGAGGCCCACCAGGUCAAAAAGGAGAACAAGGCUCCAGGGGAUAUACAGGAUUGCCGGGAAUACGAGGCGUUGAAGGUCCACCUGGCCCUGCUGGAGUAACCGGCCCCAAAGGCGACAAGGGAGAGCCAGGUCCCCCCGGAAAUACAGUUAAUGGAACUAUUGGAUCAGGCCCACCGGGAGAGCCAGGGCCACGAGGUCCAAAAGGUGAAAAGGGUGAUACUGGACAAAAAGGUGAGCCUGGGGAGGCCGGUCUCGUUGGAUUAGCUGGUCUUCCAGGAGAGGCUGGUAAAGAUGGUUAUCCUGGACCACCGGGGCCAGUCGGACCUCGUGGUGAACCUGGAAUUCAAGGCCCACCUGGUUCCCCUGCCAAUAUUAAUGCUUCGAUUAUAUAUGGUGCUAAGGGCGAUAGAGGCUUUCCUGGCAGGCCGGGUCGAGAUGGUGAGAUCGGGCCUAGAGGUCCGCCGGGCUUAAAUGGUGUAUCAGGUCCACCGGGUCCACAAGGUCCACCAGGACUGCCAGGUCUACCUGGAGAUAGAGGUCUACCGGGAUUACAGGGAAAUACAGGAGAAUUAGGUCCCGCGGGACCGCCGGGCCCUGAAGGCCCACGGGGCUUACCAGGCCUACCUGGACCUCCGGGUGCGGUGGUCGUCACACCCGAACAUGCCGCUAUUCCGGGACCGCCUGGUCCGCCUGGGGAAAGAGGACAAAAAGGUGAUGCUGGGUUACCUGGUAUGCCGGGAAGGGACGGUCAAGAUGGGGUACCAGGAUCGCCUGGACAACGAGGCCCACCUGGUCUACCUGCGUCUAGCAGUGUGAUUGCUCAGCCAGACUCACUCACAGAAACAGAGGUUAGAAAUAUCUGUGAAGAUUUGAUCAGAGUCAAAUUAAGAGAACUGGCUGAGACAUUAAAGACUCCUGCACCGGUAACCAUUGUAAGAAGAGGACCGCCCGGAAGACCUGGAUCUGCCGGAUCACCAGGGUCACCAGGAGAACCUGGUGUACAAGGACCUCGAGGGUACCCAGGGGAAUCUGGAGAACCUGGUAGGCCGGGCAGUCCAGGUCCGCAUGGAGAAAAAGGCGAUAAAGGAGAAAGAGGACGCGAGGGAGUUGGUAUUCCCGGGCCGGAAGGACCAAGAGGGGUUCAAGGUCCAAUUGGUCCGCCUGGCCUCGACGGUAGAACCGGAGAACGUGGUGAUCCCGGCUAUCCAGGUCCAGUUGGCCCUCGAGGCGUUCCUGGUCCCAGAGGAACUUGUGACUGUCCUGUGGCUGUAUAUUAUGCUUAUUCACCAGUUGGCAAUUUUAAGGGUCCGUAGCCAUGUCGAAUUCGUGAAUUAUUAAAAUUUUGUAAUUCAAAGUCAAAUUACUGGUAAAACUGUUUAAAAUAAAAAUAUUUUUUAUAAAGUUGUUAAUAGUACGUUUUAACAAAUUAUACUUUUUUUAAACACUUUCUCCAGAAGAAUAUAAUAACAUUAGGCUGUCUGUAUAAUUAUUUCAAAGCUAAGUUGUAUUCAUUUUGUAAAUUAUAUAAUUAUUAUUUCAAACGUCUUGUACAUUGUUUUUAUAUAUUAUUUUACGGCUAAAAGCCGAAGCAGGUGUCACCUGGGUUUAGCCGGCUACAAUUCGUGCAGCCAAUUGGUUAAGGCGAUAUUACACGGAUCAACCAAGUUGAAACAAUUCCAUUGAAAAUCUUUGAACAUUGCACAUUGAACGGCUUUACUAAUAUACACGUAAACCAUUUAAAUGACUUUCAACAUUCACAGCGCAAUGAGAUGUCGCGCCAACUCGUACGUGCGGGAAUUUCGUUAAACUGCGACUAUUUAAUAAAUGACUUGAUUAAUUUAAAAAAAAAGAAAAUCCUGGCCUUGUUGGCUGCGCCAGUGGAUUUCGAGAAGGAUAACUAAAGGAGCCUCAAGCACCUUAUUAGUAGAAUUGGCAGAUGAAGAUCCAAAUUCUUAUUUGAACCAUUUGCGAAUGACAGAAAGUCAAAAUAAUGAACUUCUUAAAACCCAUUUUCACGUCCCUUGAAAACUAUUUUUCAAAAAUCCAUGUGUGCACGCUAAAUAAGUGUCGUGCAGUGCGCGGAAUGAGUCACCGUUCCAUUUUCAUGUACCUAUACACGUUUCAACCGCAAUGAACAAUGACCAAUAUUGCUACCACAUACCAUUGCAUUGAAAGCGUUCGGUGAAUCUAAGCUUUCAAUGAGAUUGCACAAUCGCAUUGAAAUGUAUUCAGAUGUCUCAAUGCCAUUGAAGCAAUGAAAUUGAAAGCAGCAUGGAACCGAAAUUGAUCCGUGUAAUAUCGGAUUUAGUUAAACUUAUAUGUACAUAAAAAUGUCCGCAGUUUUGUUGGGCCAGCCGCACCAUCUACUGCCGAUGAUAUUACUUGAUAUUUUUGGUUUCGUAUUUUUAACAAAUUUAACAGAGGUCAUAGUUAUGAGUCUACUGUCGCUGAUAUUACUUAAUAGUUGCUUUUGUAUUUUUGACAAAGUUAAUGGGAGUCAUAGUAAUUUUAUUUAUUAUUCAGACUUUAUAUAACUUGAAAGCAAUCGGUUACACCAAGUUUAAGCCAUGAAUAAAUCAAAUACACCUAACAUUAACGAACAGCAAUCGGCUGCACCUAAUUGUAACUUAGGUGUGACAUAUCUACCUAGCAAAAUUUUAUAUUUUUUGAAUCCAACUACAGUAGAACGCCGAUUAUCCGAAUUAAUUGGGACCGGGGUCGAUUCGGAAAAUCGAAAAUUUGGAUAAUCGGACAUAGACUGGUAUGUAAUAAAGAAAAACGAACUGUCACACAUAGAAUAAACUUUAUUAAGUUUAUAAAUGGUUUUAAACUUUAUAAAGUUUUGUAAAGUGUAAAACCAGCUACACCCAUUUUUUCACUGAACAUUCGCGCCUUUUCGCAUAAAAUCGAUCCUCAACUCGGUUGUCCAAUAGAUCGUUGCUGCAGAAACCACGUAAAAACAGCAUUGUCAAGCUGUUCAUCCUUUGCCUUUUUCAUUACUUUUUCGCGACGAACAUCCAUCACCAGUUUUCGAACGCAAUCACAAAACUUAAAAUUUUAUUACAGUUAUUUUUAAUAUCAGUUAACCAAGUACUGUAAAUAACAUUACUUACAGUACUUGGUUUUGAUUUUUUAUAUUACGCUUAGGACCGAUUCGGAUAAUUGGCGAUUCAGUUAGUCGGCGUUCGGAUAAUCGGCGUUCUACUGUAAAUGUCAUUGGAAUAACAAAUAAUCUGGCUUAAACAAGCGGUACUAUUAUAAGCGCUGACAUUCCCAGAUGUCAAUAUGCGCAGUAAACGUUGUUAGGUUUGGUGGAGGGUAUGAGCUGAACUGCAGGGGAUGCGACACUAAUCCCGGUGCCCGAUUGGUUCGUUAUUUGUUCAGCAGACAGUGGUUGGUGCGAAUUCUAUACGAGCUUGAAGUGCAAUAUCGUAUAAUUGGAUAAAAUAAAUUAAUUUGCGCAAAUUGUUCCUAACAAAAAUGUCUAGCGCUCCAAAAGUGUACCGACUUCUAUACUUGUUUAUCAUUGAGACACAAAAAGAUGUACUUAAAUGGAAUAAAAACGAUUAAGAAC
Molecule: messenger RNA, 4515 nt
Organism: Parnassius mnemosyne (clouded apollo)
Lineage: Eukaryota; Metazoa; Arthropoda; Insecta; Lepidoptera; Papilionidae
Source: the annotation of a GenBank genome assembly